UUGAUUUUAACAAUUUUGACCCAGAAUUAGCUAGUCUAAACUGUAGGAGUAUGUUAGGCAUUUUUCAAUGUUGUCAAUUUUAGUUUGAUAACCGAGUACAGCUUCCUUUUCCGGUAGACGGUCGCCUCUAAGAUGUAUUCGGCGAGUGCGAAAAUAAUUAAGCCUCAGGGCGAAAAGCCUGAUGAAUUUGAGUCUGCUAUUAGUCAGGCUCUUCUGGAGCUUGAGAUGAACUCUGAUUUGAAAGCCUCUCUGUACGAGUUAUCCAUCACUGGAGCAAAAGAGAUAGAUAUGCAGGGGAAAAAGGCAAUUAUCAUUUUUGUCCCAGUGCCUCAGCUGAAAGCAUACCAAAAGAUUCAGACCCGUUUAGUUCGUGAGCUAGAAAAGAAAUUCAAUGGCAAGCCUGUCGUUUUCAUUGCUCAGAGAAGGAUUUUACCCAAGCCAACUAGAAAGAGCAAGAGGAAAAACAAACAGAAAAGACCAAGAAGCCGCACAUUGACAGCUGUCCAUGAUGCCAUUCUUGAGGAUUUAUGCUACCCUGCUGAGAUUGUUGGAAAGCGUAUUCGUGUAAAACUAGAUGGGUCUAAAAUAAUUAAAGUACAUCUGGAUAAAAGUCAGCAAAAUAAUGUUGAGCAUAAGCUGGAUACAUUCACAUCAGUUUACAAGAAGCUCACUGGCAAAGAUGUUACUUUUGAAUUUCCAGAGUUCGUUUUGUAAAGACUGGAUAUGCAUUAAAAACUUAUAAAAGAA
This is a messenger RNA of Biomphalaria glabrata, 747 nucleotides long. Its product is annotated as 40S ribosomal protein S7-like. The coding region runs from base 133 to 714 and encodes 193 amino acids. The record is from RefSeq and is a predicted model, not a curated record. NCBI's taxonomy places the organism in Eukaryota, Metazoa, Mollusca, Gastropoda, Planorbidae. Gene Ontology annotation, cellular component: small-subunit processome; ribosome; cytosolic small ribosomal subunit. Gene Ontology annotation, biological process: translation; ribosomal small subunit biogenesis; rRNA processing. The transcript has 7 exons. Gene Ontology annotation, molecular function: structural constituent of ribosome.